Molecule: messenger RNA, 903 nt
Organism: Miscanthus lutarioriparius
Lineage: Eukaryota; Viridiplantae; Streptophyta; Magnoliopsida; Poales; Poaceae
Source: the annotation of a GenBank genome assembly
AUGGCUCAGGAGGACGUCUACCACCUGGACGAUGCCGGCCUGGUGCUGGGCCUGUCCCUCGGCGGCGGCGGCGGCGCCUCUGAUGCGGCGCGCCACGGUACCGGCAUCCGGCUGAGCAUGGAGACGCGGCUGCCGUCGCCGUGCCCGCUGGAGCCGUCGCUGACGCUGAGCAUGCCGGACGAAGCGACCGCGACCGCCACCGCGACCGGGUCCGGCGGCGGCGGUGGCGGCGGCAGGACCGCGCACAGCGUGUCGUCGCUGUCAGUGGCGGGCGUGAAGAGGGAGCGCGUGGACGACGCCGAGGGCGAGCGGGCGUCGUCGACGGGCGCGGCGGCGGCGCGGGCCGGCGCCGAGGACGACGACGACGGGAGCACGCGGAAGAAGCUGAGGCUGACCAAGGAGCAGUCCGCGCUCCUGGAGGACCGCUUCAAGGAGCACAGCACCCUCAACCCGAAGCAGAAAGUCGCGUUGGCGAAGCAACUCAACCUGAGGCCACGCCAGGUGGAGGUGUGGUUCCAAAACAGGCGAGCAAGGACGAAGCUGAGGCAGACGGAGGUGGACUGCGAGCUCCUCAAGCGCUGCUGCGAGUCGCUGACCGAGGAGAACCGCCGCCUGCAGCGGGAGCUGCAGGAGCUCCGCGCGCUCAAGUUCGCCCCGCCACACCCACAGGCGCCGCCGUCGUCUGCGGCGCCGCAGGCGGUCGCGGCGGCGGGCUUAGUGCCAACGGCGCCGCCGCCGCCGCCGUUCUACAUGCAGAUGCAGCUGCCGGCCGCCACGCUGAGCCUCUGCCCGUCCUGCGAGCGUCUGGCCGGGCCCGCCGCGGCCGCCAAGGCCGAGCCCGACAGGCCCAAGGCAGCCACCCACCACUUCUUCAACCCCUUCACCCACUCCGCCGCCUGCUGA